Messenger RNA from Trichoderma harzianum CBS 226.95, 779 nucleotides. RefSeq lists its product as hypothetical. Bases 245 to 682 code for a protein of 145 amino acids. The transcript has 3 exons. The record is from RefSeq and is a predicted model, not a curated record. Lineage: Eukaryota; Fungi; Ascomycota; Sordariomycetes; Hypocreales; Hypocreaceae.
CCUGUUUUCUUUUUUAAUCAAACUUUAUUUUAACCUUUAUUUUUUUCUUCUUUUUUUUUUUCGUCUUCGAGGAGUGUUCGGUAGAUCCGAUUUGGCUGUGGUUUAUUGUUCAAGGGUUCGAGGGGAAAAAACAAAGGAAGAGAUAUCUGGGAAUUCAUAAACGCCUGAGACGAGAAAGACAAUACGGGAAAAAAGAAACCGGAUCACGACGACAAUUUUCUAUUCUAUCCUAUAAACCGCAACCAUGGGAAAGCUUAUCAAGAACCACUGGGCUCGGCUCAUCAUGUUGACGGCCGCCACCUACCAAAUCGGCGCCGCCAUCGAGGGCUACUUCUGGCCCAAGAUCUUCUGGGACUUCCUCACACACUCCCUCGACGCCGCCGUCAGGCCCGCCCCCAUCCUGCAGACCAUCAACCUGGUCUUUGGCAUCGCCAUGCUCGCCCUGGAGUGGCCCCUCCCCCUCAUCGCGGGAACCAGCAUCCACCGAUCCAUCGAAUUCCGCCUCGCCAUGCUCCCCCUCACUGCCCUCGCCUGUCUGCUCAUGUAUCAGUCAACAAACCCCGGCAUCUACUAUCUGAUCGGAAUGGGUGCUUAUUUCUGGGCUUACAGUGAAGGCGAAAUUAUUUGUGCAAAACCCUGGACUCUACCUCCGCGAGCAGGCAGCUCAGGCGGCAAAGUCUGAGAGCAAAGACAAGAAAGGAGGUGGGGAAAAAGAACAGUGAACAAUUCGCAUGUUCUCAGAGAGAGAGAGAGAAAUACCAAGGGAAACAGCAUUUGGG